Molecule: messenger RNA, 930 nt
Organism: Prorocentrum cordatum
Lineage: Eukaryota; Dinophyceae; Prorocentrales; Prorocentraceae
Source: the annotation of a GenBank genome assembly
GUCUGGGACUUGACCGAGGAGGUCAGCUCCGACGGCACGGCUGCGGCGUUGAUUCAGCCAGUGGACCCAGAUGACGAGACCCCGUGCCAAUGGUGCGCCGACGUCCUGUCCGCGAGCGUGUACGGCAACAGCUUGGACGACCUCGCCACCAUGGUUGUCAGCUUCGCGGGGGGCCCCGUAUUCCAGGCGACGCGCCUAGUCAACGCCCACCAGAUUGGACAGUUCACGUUAGUUGAGCAGGCUCCAGGUUUCGAUGGCCUCGAAGUUGUCGGCGCUGCCUUUGAGUUCAACCGUGGUGGCGGGCGGCUUUUCAUCAAUUGGGGUGACCUUGUGGCCAAGCUGCACUUGAACAAGAACCAGAACGGGCCCUACUGGUUUCACAAGAGGCGCGCCAGGUGGGUUGAGCUGUCCACCAAGCUCGGCGGCACCAGCGGCUGCGCCCGCCAGAACAUCCCCUACGAUCAGCGGCAGCACGAGCGUGAGCCAGAUAGAUGCUUGGAGUUCCCUUCGGUAAGCUUGAGGCUUCUGCUCAUACAGUGUAUACGCCAUGCCCGCGCGCCUUCCGAACGGCAAGGCCGCCUGUCGGACGCAUCCGAUCAGGCUGCGUUCGGGCGCAUCUAUACGAGUCUCAUGUGCAAGCUUCCCAGGAACUUCACCUUCGUCAUUCGCUGCGACUGGCAAGCGAAGAAGGUUGGCACCGUCCACGUCGGGAGGUGCCCCGUCACCAUCAACGUCGUCGACACCGCCGUGGGGCUCUCGGAGAUCGCCGCCGCCGUCCAGGCCGAGAAGGUGCCCACGAUGCGCUUGUGGGAGAACCAGAUGCAGAGGAUCCUCAGGAUGGGCGGGCAGGUGCUCACCGACUUCACGGCCUCCAUGCACAACGAGGCCGCCAAGGAGCACUCCGAACUCAUUUCGAGCAUCUUCGGGCAG